CAUGACCAGUGUGUCCCGCCCACACGGCUAUCAGAGCAGUGGGAGCCGCCGUUGGAGAGAGACGAGCCAGCCAGUAGCAUCUCUGCCCGCAGCUAGCUAGCUACUAGCUCCACAGAGCUAGCUACUAGCUCCACAGCAAGGCCACUGCGGGAACAUGGCCACGACGGACAAAAUCAAACAUGAAGGAAGAGUUAAAAUCGGUCAUUAUAUCCUCGGAGACACCCUCGGAGUGGGCACAUUCGGGAAGGUUAAAGUUGGCCAGCAUGAGCUGACGAAGCAUCAAGUUGCCGUAAAGAUCUUGAACAGACAGAAGAUCCGGAGUCUGGACGUUGUGGGCAAGAUCCGCCGGGAGAUCCAGAACCUCAAGCUCUUCAGGCACCCUCACAUAAUCAAACUGUAUCAAGUUAUCAGCACACCUACAGAUAUCUUCAUGGUGAUGGAGUAUGUAUCAGGAGGGGAGCUAUUUGACUACAUCUGCAAGAAUGGAAAGCUGGAGGAGAAGGAGAGCCGGCGGUUGUUUCAGCAGAUCAUCUCGGCGGUGGACUACUGCCACAGACACAUGGUGGUGCACAGAGACCUCAAGCCGGAGAACGUCCUCCUGGACGCCCAGAUGAACGCCAAGAUCGCAGACUUCGGUUUGUCAAACAUGAUGUCAGACGGAGAGUUCCUGAGAACCAGCUGUGGUUCUCCAAACUAUGCGGCCCCAGAGGUCAUCUCAGGGAGGCUGUACGCGGGCCCCGAAGUGGACAUCUGGAGCAGCGGGGUGAUCUUGUACGCCCUGCUGUGCGGGACGCUGCCCUUCGACGACGACCACGUGCCAACGCUCUUCAAGAAGAUCUGCGACGGGGUCUUCUUCACGCCCCAGUACCUGAACCCCGCGGUCAUCAGCCUCCUCAAACACAUGCUGCAGGUGGACCCCAUGAAGAGAGCCACCAUCAAGGAGAUCCGGGAGGACGAGUGGUUCAAGGAGGAGCUGCCCAAGUACCUGUUCCCCGAGGACCCAUCCUACAGCAACAACAUGAUCGACGACGACGCGCUGAAGGAGGUGUGUGAGAAGCUCAAGUGCACCGAGGAGGAGGUGCUGACCUGUCUGUACAGCCGCGACCACCAGGACCCCCUGGCCGUGGCCUACCACCUCAUCAUCGACAACCGCCGCAUCAUGAGCGAGGCCAAGGACUUCUACCUGGCCUCCAGCCCCCCGGACUCCUUCCUGGACGACCAGCACCUGACGUCCUCCGGGGCCCUGGCCUCCUCCUCCUACUACUCCUCCUCCUCCUCCUCCUCCUCCGCGGCCGCCGCCUCCCCCGGCGCCCCCAUCCUCAAGCCCCACCCCGAACGCGUGCCAUUCCUGCUGGCGGAGACGCCGCCGCGGCCCCGCCACACCCUGGACGAGCUGAACCCCCAGAAGUCCAAGCACCAGGGCGUGCGGCGGGCCAAGUGGCACCUGGGCAUCCGUAGCCAGAGCCGGCCCAACGACAUCAUGUCGGAGGUCUGCCGCGCCAUGAAGCAGCUGGACUACGAGUGGAAGGUGGUGAACCCCUACUACCUGAGAGUGAAGCGGAAGAACCCUGUCACGUCCAUGCAAACCAAGAUGAGCCUUCAGCUCUACCAGGUGGACAGUAGAACCUACCUCCUCGACUUCCGUAGCAUAGACGACGACAUGCUGGAGACUAAAUCCGGGACCACCACGCCCCACCGCUCAGGCUCCGUGGGAAACUGCCGCGUCGCCCUGAAGAGCGAGGGCGACGGGGCCGACGGGAAGGGGGAAGCCCCUCCCACAACCCCGGUCACCACCACCACCACCUCCACCGCCAGGCCCCCUGGGGACGGGUCGCUUGCGGCCUCAUCGCUGACCUCGUCGGUUGACUCCGUGGGGGGCGGUGAUGCCACGACGUAUCCGCGGCCCGGAAGCCACACCAUAGAGUUCUUUGAGAUGUGCGCCAACCUUAUCAAACUGCUUGCGCGAUAGCCACGCUAACUAUCGCUAGCCUUUUUUAUUUUUUCUUGCUCUUUCGUCUGUUUCUUCUUUUUCUUUCUCUCGUUCUUUCUUUCUCCGCUCUUUCUAGUUGUCUCGUUUCUCUCUCUCUUCCCCCCUCCCCCUCCUCUGAGUGUCUUUAAAGCAAUAAGCAUGCAACUGAGCCAUGGCUGGGUCCGUCCCCCCUGCUCUGGAUUAACUAGUUGUACCAUGGCACUGAUGCUGGUUCCCCGACACCCUGAACCCAUGGAAUGUUUAUCAAGCUGGGGUAGUAGGGGAAGGGUUGGGUGAGGAAGGGGGCACGCAGGAAGAAGAAGUGACAUGCGACUCAAUAGUCACGGCCUAGUCAACGUUUUAAGAGAUGUUUUGUUUUUUUUUACAUAUUCAUGAUCAAUUUUAUUGGCACACGACCUCUUGUCUGUUGAGCGCAUCGCCCCAGACCCUCCUGCGUCUAUAGGAAACUCCUGAGUGAUUACACUGAAUCUUUCCGUACUGCAGCCAAGGAGACUUUGGUUUCAGUGCGGAGAACAAAAGCAAGGUUUACCCUGCAGAGGUAGGGCGGUGGGGGGAGGGAGAGUACACAUUGAGGUGAGGGUAGUAGCCAUGGGAAAGGAAGCAGGAAGCACUUUUGCACAGUUCUGUCCCUCUUGCUGCUCCACUGCUUGCUCUCUUUUUAUACAUGGAGACCAGAGAUGCGGGUUGCAGAAGUUUCAGGGGCGCUGCUCAUCCUAGCACUAAAUUUGUCAUGCCAACCGGCUCAUUGGACUACAGAUGUGAAAUGACCCCCCUUGGGGACCUCUUGUGGAAGAGGGGCUGGAGGAGCAGAGGAGCGCGUCAUCAUGUUGGCUUGAUUUUGAUUUUACUUUUUCUUCCGUUUUUUUUGUUCGUUUCCAAAACUAUAUUUCCAUGGUUUUGUCCUUGUAAAGAUACCUGUAUGAAUAUGUAUGUCCCUUGCAUUUUUUUUAUAUAUAAAGAAUUGAAUAUAUUUAUCAGUGCUUUAAGUGGAGGAGUGGAGGAUAUAUAUAUAAAAAAAACAUUUAUUAACAGAAUUUCUUCUUGCAUUAAGGACUGUUGCUGGAUGGUUUCUAUUGGUUGGUUUUUUUUGGUUUUCUGAAACAAUAUUAAAGUCUGGUUUAUUGUCAAUCACCAUAGAUUUGAGACCCAUGGUGGUCGUUCCAUAUAAAUGUCCAUAUAUUGUUUUGUUGCUACACGAGUAAGUACUCCUUGCAAUGACCAAUUCUAGAAAAUCCUAUUUAAUUGACCAAAAAAAUAUUAUCCAAUUUUUUUGUUAUCAAUUUAAGGUGAGAGCAGAAUUACCGAAUGACUUGCCUUUUGCCUACAUUCAGUUUUACCGUGUUCUGCACAGGCUGACUCUGGGCACUUUGUACAUUCUGACAAUCUCUUCAACAACGCUAUUGGGCUCAGGGCUCAAUUUGAAAACCUGAAUUGUAGCAGUUACAUGCAGUGCAUGACCAACGUUUGAUGGCAGGUGAACACGUACAAUGUCGACGUAUAUCGUGUAUGCUUCGUAGACUUGCAUCUCGCAGCCCAUUAUGUUCCCAGAGUGGUGACUGUUGUUUUGAGUUUUCCUUUUCAUUUUGAAACCUUUAAAAAUCUCUGUAGAAAGGUUUGGCUUUGUGUGAUCACACCCACCUGAUUUUACUAGACUUUGGUCUAGCAAAGACCUACGCCUUUUUGUUUUUUUGUUUUCGGCUGCCUUAUGUUUAUCAUUACUGUUAAAUUUAAAUUUCAUCAGUAUAAAAGAGACCAUUGGCAUUAGAAAUAUUGGCAUCCCAUGAAAUGUUCACGAAUCGAUUACUCUUAAAAGUCAACAUUACAUAGCAGCAAUUUUAAACACAAAAUCUCUAUGCAAUCGUCAUUCUAAAAAAGUGCUGCAAGUGCAAAGUAUUCUCCACCUUGGGAAUGUGAUAUAAUCGUGCUAGGAAUAGGAAUCCAAAUGAUCUAAUAACCAAGAGCUUCUCAACUACAGCCUUCGGUGAUUUAAGGUCUAUGGAUAAAGCUGAAUGAUGUUCGAUUGCUUGGAAUUUAGCCGGGGUGUGUGAACAGUUGACUUGAAAAACAAAGAAAUAUUUAAUAUGGUUGGUUUCUAGCAUAUCAAAAACAGUUAAUUCAAAGGCUUUGAUCAAUUGACAAAAUCACAUUUUAAUCAAAGUAGCCUUUUUUUUACAAAUGGGCUGAUAUCCAAAUGUUUUGGGGGGGACUUGACUGAAUGUAAAGGUGACUGCAGAAAGUGAAUAGUGAACCCAUGAUGAUUCUAACACUAUUGAACUUAUUCAGUGUCAAUCCCUAAGCUGUAUUUUGUACUUUCACAUCGGACCUAACUGCACUCGAUCACUUAACCAGUGAAACGGUCCUCAACUAUAAACUAUACCAUGGCCAAUGAAUGUUUCCACAGCAUGGAAGGUAGAAAGACGAAUGACAACGUUGCACACAGGUGGAGCUGUGUAGUCGGUUGAAGCUCCCUCAGUAUAAAGUGAUCAUUUUGGUUUAUAUAAAUACGGAUUGUUACAUGCCAAGCCAAAUUAUUAGGAUGUAACUAAUGAAAAAGUAAGACAGGGGUGCCAAUUAUUCUCAAUGUGUCUGUUUCCGUCUUAGUACAGGUUUGGAUGGAAAUCUGAACAGUUGACGAGAGUAAUUUGGUCACUGUUUAAACAUUAUUCAAACUGUAAUUAUUACACCAAAUGGUCUUCAGAAUACUUGUGUUACUCACCCAUGUUUAGUUUUGAGAGGCAGUUGCAAGAAAAUAUUUGAUUUUGUGCCUGAAGUUUAAUCAUAGUUUGAUGAGCAAACAUGACAGUGUGUAACUACGUUUGUUGGAUGGAUCAUGUAAAGAGUGGUUAGUCCCUAUACUGGACUUUAUUCAGGAGGUUCCAUUUGUCUGAACUUCUUUAAUCAAAUCUUGUUCAUUGUUUUGUUAUUUGUUUGGCUGCGUAUAGGGACCCUGCCAGAAUGACCAAUGUAAAUCUCAAUGGACGGUGUUGAAAUCAUUUGCAUACACAACUGCCUAAUAAACAGCUAAAUUGCACACAUUUCCAUUCA
Gadus macrocephalus (Pacific cod) is the source of this 5035-nucleotide messenger RNA. RefSeq names its product protein kinase, AMP-activated, alpha 1 catalytic subunit (gene prkaa1). Gene Ontology annotation, biological process: protein phosphorylation; intracellular signal transduction. Gene Ontology annotation, cellular component: cytoplasm. The record is from RefSeq and is a predicted model, not a curated record. Bases 155 to 1969 code for a protein of 604 amino acids. NCBI's taxonomy places the organism in Eukaryota, Metazoa, Chordata, Actinopteri, Gadiformes, Gadidae. The transcript has 9 exons. Gene Ontology annotation, molecular function: protein serine/threonine kinase activity; ATP binding.